AUGUCGUUGGCACAGCGAAACUCCCAGAACAGCUUGCGCCAGUCGUCGAUUGAGGUAGAAUCCAUCAGACCGGCCCCAGCAGACAACAUGUACCGGACGACCUCUCGUAUGUCAGGCCCAGAAGCACUCGAAGCUCAUGCCGAGACAGAGUACGACCACCCGUAUCGGGAGGUGGGUGACGAAGUCUAUGACCGGCUGUCUGGGAAGAAGAAGAUUGUCAUCUUGGCUGUGAUGUCAUUUUGUGCCUUCCUGUCACCCAUUUCAAGCACAAGUGUGCUAGCAGCAACUCCGGAAGUCGCCCGGGAAUACAAUACAACAGGUUCCAUAAUUAAUAUCAGCAAUGCUGGUUACAUGGUCUUCAUGGGUCUCUCACCUGUUGUAUGGGGCCCGAUGAGCCAAGUCUUUGGUAGACGAAUCAUCACCUUAAUCACUGCCGUUGCCUUCUUCUUGCUCAGCCUCGGAACAGCAUUGGCUCCGAAUAUAGCUUUGUUUUUUGUCUUCCGUGCCAUAUCCGCCUUUGAAGGAACAGCCUUCAUCCUUAUCGGCGCAGCCUGCUUGGGAGAAAUGGCGGGGCCGCUGGAAUUCCUCCCAUUGAUACUGUUGGGGAUCCGGAGCUCACGAAACAAUAGAGACAUUUACCCCCCCAUAGAGCGCGGAACCGCGAUAGGUUGGUUCAUGUCGGGUACCCUUUUCGGACCAGCUUUUGGGCCCUUUCUGGGCGGUAUCAUUGUCACAUACUCUUCAUGGAGAACCAUAUUUUGGGUGCAAACGGCCUUGGCUGGCGUGGGGUUUUUGGGAGUCUUCUUCCUUGUCCCCGAGACAAUCCAUCACAAACGGAUCAACGAUCUAAAGGGCUACUCAAGACGUGAGAAGACCAGGGCUCUUCUGCACAUGAUCAACCCGAUCCGUGUACUUCGAUGGUUCAAACAUUUGAAUCUCUGCCUGGUCGCAGGUGCAAGCUCGACACUCGUCUGGAAUAUGUACGGCUUACUAACUCCGAUCCGCUAUGUCCUCAAUCCACGUUUCCAUCUUGAGACUCCUCUACUAGCAGGUCUCUUCUACCUAGCUCCUGGUGUUGGUUACAUCGUCGGAACAUUUAUGGGAGGUCGUUGGGCAGAUUGGACUGUCAAGCGCUGGAUCCAGAAACGAGGGUCAAGGGUCGCGGAGGAUCGAUUGCGGUCUUCGCUGCCAUUCCUCGGUGGUUUGAUCCCGGCCUGCAUUCUAGUAUAUGGGUGGACAGUAGAGAAACAGGCCGGGGGCAUCGCUGUGCCAGUGGUCAUGAUGUUCAUCCAGGGUGUAGGACAGUUAUUCUGCUUCCCGUCGCUAAACACGUACUGCCUAGAUGUGAUGCCAGACAAAAGCGCCGAGGUUACGGCGGCCAACUUCUUUGUGCGGUACCUAGCAGGAUGCCUGUCGACGGCAGUGGUUCUACCGAUUGUUCAGGCCAUCGGGGUUGGGUGGUUCUCGACGAUCUCCUCUGGUCUCUUAGUAGUCUCGGCAAUGGGCCUGAUCUGGGCCAUUCAUAGGGGCGACGAAUGGGCCAAGAAGGAAUGCAGGAAAGGAGCCAAAUCGACCACCACGAAGUCCCAGGUGGAGGGCGACGAGCGCGGCACAGUCAAGGCCAGGCCACCGAAAGUAGCCUGCAAACAGUAG
Messenger RNA from Clonostachys solani, 1653 nucleotides. The record is from the annotation of a GenBank genome assembly. NCBI's taxonomy places the organism in Eukaryota, Fungi, Ascomycota, Sordariomycetes, Hypocreales, Bionectriaceae.